CUUCGGUCAGGUGGUGUCAUCAGAGGUGCUCCAGGCUUCGGAGCUGAGCUGUCCCAUCGAACUUCACAAGAUCGACAUCGACAAGUGUGACGAGAUGUACGACCAGCAGUGUACCGGCAAUAAGUUCAUGCCUUUCCAUCGCGCUGGUUACGACUACUCCACCGGUCAGAGCCCCAACAGUCCCCGCGAGCAGUUGAACUAUGUGACGUCGUGGCUUGACGCUAGCUUCGUGUACAGCAUCAGUGAAGCUCGACUUAACAUGCUAAGGUCGUUUGUAAACGGCACAUUCAGGACUGCUCCUGGCGACCCUACCAUGCCUCCACGCAACACUGAGAGGAUCCCCAUGUUCAACAACCCCACUCCACACGUUCUCAAGAUACUCAACCCAGAGAGGAUUUUCUUGUUGGGUGACCAGAGGACCAAUCAGAACCCGGCGCUGCUGGCCUUCGGCAUCUUGAUGUUUCGCUGGCACAACGUUUUGGCCGGCCGCGUGCAGGCCGCCCACCCUGACUGGUGUGACGAGGAUAUUUUCCAGCGAGCCCGCAGGAUACUCACCGCCCACCUCCAGAACAUUAUCAUGUACGAGUUUCUACCGGCGUUCCUGGGCGAGUCUGUGGAAGCUUACCAGAGAUAUCGACCCGACAUCCACCCUGGCGUCUCCCAUGUCUUCCAGUCUGCUGCCUUCAGGUUCGGUCAUACGCUUGUACCCCCUGGCUUGUACCUUCGAGGUCCUGGAGAGGACUGCCCCUUCCUCAAGACCCAGAACGGGUACUCAGCACUCCGUCUCUGCUCCACCUGGUGGGACGCUAACGACGUGAUGAGGGAGGACACUGUGGAGGAGCUGAUGCGAGGUCUAGCCUCACAACUAGCAGAGCAGGAGGACCAUGUACUCUGCUCAGACGUCAGAAACAAGCUCUUCGGUCCCCUUGAGUUCUCCAGGCGCGACCUUGGGGCGCUUAACAUCAUGCGAGGCCGUGACAAUGGACUGCCAGACUACAACACCGUCAGGAAAUGCUUUCACCUGGCUCCCGUCAACACCUGGGAGGAGAUCAACCCGGUGCUCGCCAUAGACAGCCCUCACCUAAUCGAACAACUCAAGAAUCUUUACCAGGAUAAACUCUGGAACAUUGACCUGUACGUGGGAGGUAUGCUGGAGACUCAGGAUGGUCCCGGACCACUCUUCAGGGCCAUCAUCAAGGAACAAUUCGUCAGACUCAGGGACGCUGACAGGUUCUGGUUCGAGAACGCUGACAACAUGAUGUUCACUCCGGAGGAGAUCGAAGAGAUCCGCAAGGUGAAGCUGUGGGACAUCAUCGUUAACGCCUCGGCGGUGAAGCCGGACGAGAUCCAGAGGAAUGUGUUCUUCCAUCGUGGAGACGACCCAUGUCCACAGCCAGCCCAGCUUAACACCACCGAGAUGGAGCCCUGCGACUACCUCCAGGGCUUCGACUACUUCCAGGGGUCUGAGGUGACAUACAUAUAUUCUUGCAUCCUGCUGCUUGCCGUACCCCUGGUGUGUGCGGGCGCCGGCUACGCUACCGUCAAGUUCCAGAAUUCCCGCCGCCGCCAUUUUAAGACCAAGCAAGAGGAAAACAACAAUGGCCGCAGCGUCGACAAGAUGAUGGUCAAGGAGUGGCUACAUCAGAACCACAAGCGCAUCGUAAAAGUAAAGUUCGGCCCCAACCAAGAAAUCUCCACUGUAAACAGAAAGGGAGAGAAGAUGCGUAAGGUAUCAUUAAACGGCGUGGACACUCUGCAGGUAGAGCUCACCCAGGAUCCCCGUAGGAAGCCCAUGGUCCUUAUCCGCCCUCCCAAGGACCAUGACCUGGUGCUGGAGUUUGACAACGAGGCUGCGAGGCGCAAGUUCAUCAACAAGCUGGAGCAGUUUAUGACCUCCCACAGGAAGUCCGUCGAGAAAGUGCACACCAACAAGGAAGAGAUGCUGGCCAACGCAGAAACGAAAGAGCGUCGUCAGAAGCGGCUGGAGCAUUUCUUCAGAGAGGCCUAUGAACUAACCUUUGGCCUCAAACCUGGCGAGGAGAAGCGAAAGCUAGAGGACGCGGGUAGCGACGUUAUAAUGGUGAUGAGAACUUCCCUUUCCAAAAAAGAGUUUGCAGGAGCUCUAGGAAUGAAACCUGACGACAUCUUCGUGCGGCGCAUGUUCAACAUCGUGGACAAAGACGGCGAUGGGCGCAUAUCCUUCCAGGAGUUUCUAGACACUGUGGUGCUCUUUAGUAAAGGCACAACCGAUGACAAGCUGCGGAUCAUCUUUGACAUGUGUGAUAAUGACCGCAACGGCGUCAUCGACAAGACAGAACUCUCGGAGAUGCUAAGGUCACUGGUAGAAAUCGCUAAGACAAACACUGUCAGUAAUGAGGAGGUGGAGGACCUCAUCGACGAGAUGUUCAGCUCGUCUGGCAUCGACCACAAGGAGUCGCUGACCUACGAGGACUUCAAGCAGAUGAUGCGAGAAUACAAGGGAGACUUCAUCGCCAUUGGCCUCGAUUGCAAGGGAGCUAAACAAAACUUCCUCGAUACCUCUACCAACGUGGCCAGGAUGACCAGCUUCCACAUUUCUGAGAUCAGGGAAAAGAAUCGUCACUGGGUCUUCAAGAAGUAUGAUUCAAUAGCCACGUUCCUUGAAGCCAAUCGUCAAAACGUCUUCUACCUCUUUGUCUUCUAUGUCCUUACAAUUGCUUUCUUCUGUGAACGAUUUAUCCAUUACUCCUUCAUGUCUGAGCACACUGACCUACGACACAUCAUGGGAGUUGGAAUUGCUAUUACCCGUGGAGCUGCCGCCUCCCUAUCAUUUUGCUACUCUCUACUACUACUAACCAUGUCCAGGAACCUCAUUACCAAGCUUAAAGAUUUCAGCGUCCAGCAGUAUAUUCCACUUGAUUCACAUAUACAGUUCCACAAGAUUGUAGCAUGUACAGCACUCUUCUUCAGUAUUUUACACACGGUUGGCCAUCUGGUUAAUUUUUACCAUGUGUCAACCCAGCCCGUUGAAAAUUUAAGGUGUCUGACUCAAGAAGUAGCAUUUGCCUCGGAUCAGAAACCUACUGUGGGUUACUGGCUCUUCCAAACUUUAACUGGCCUGACUGGUGUAAUCCUGUUCGUCAUCAUGUGCAUUAUCUUCAUCUUCGCUCAUCCAAUGAUUCGUAGGAAAGCAUUCAAGUUUUUCUGGGCAGCACAUCAGUUAUAUAUCUUCCUUUAUAUCUUCAGUCUCCUCCAUGGUCUGGCUCGCCUCACUGGAGCCCCUCGAUUCUGGAUAUUCUUCGUUGGUCCUGGUAUUAUCUACACACUUGACAAGAUCAUCAGUCUUCGUACACGAUACAUGGAGCUUGACAUUAUUGAAACAGAGUUGUUACCAUCUGAUGUAGUCAAGAUCAAAUUUUACAGACCACCAAACUUCAAGUAUCUGAGUGGACAUUGGGUGCGACUUUCUUGUACAGCCUUCCGCCAGACUGAAUACCAUUCCUUUACAUUAACUUCUGCACCACACGAGAAUUUCCUUUCCUGCCAUAUAAAAGCUCAAGGGCCAUGGACGUGGAAGCUUAGGAAAUUCUUCGAUCCUCACAACUAUAUUCACGAUGAGGAAAAUCCCCCUAGGAUACGUCUAGAGGGUCCAUUUGGUGGUGGAAACCAAGACUGGUACAAGUUUGAAGUUGCAGUGAUGGUUGGAGGUGGCAUUGGAGUCACACCCUAUGCAUCCAUUCUUAAUGAUCUUGUCUUCGGCACCUCCACCAACAGAUACUCGGGUGUGGCCUGUAAAAAGGUAUACUUCCUGUGGAUCUGUCCAACACACCGUCAGUUUGAGUGGUUCAUUGAUGUUUUACGGGAUGUUGAGAGAAAGGAUGUAACUAAUGUCUUGGAAAUGCACAUUUUCAUUACACAGUUCUUCCAUAAAUUUGAUCUUCGAACUACUAUGCUUUACAUAUGUGAGAAUCACUUCCAACGACUAAGCAAGCGAAGUAUGUUUACGGGGCUCAAAGCUAUUAAUCAUUUUGGUCGCCCCGACAUGACGUCAUUCUUAAAAUUCGUACAGAAGAAACAUAGUUAUGUAUCUAAAAUUGGAGUAUUCAGCUGUGGUCCUAAUCCCCUCACAAAGAGCGUGAGCACAGCAUGUGAGCAGGUGAACCGGGGUCGUCGUCUACCAUACUUCAUUCAUCACUUCGAGAACUUUGGAUAACUAUCCCAAGACCUUCCACUUUGGAUUAGCUUCAUCCAUAAUAUCUCUUCACCCACAAACUUCAGUGACCUAAGCUGUCUUAUGGUCCAACCCUUGAAUAGCAUUUCUUUGAUCAAACCUCAAAAUUAACUAUUCUGGUCUAGUACUCUGGACAUCUAACACAAUACAUCCAUUAAACUGCUGCCGUUCCCUUUCUCAAAGGAACAGUUCCAUGUUGCGGUUAUUGAAAUUUUAGGGCAAACAUUUUCUGGUUAAUGUAGUGCACAUUAAACUUCUGCUACUACCGUUCAUAUUCUCAAAUGACCAAUAUAUUAUGUCGCAGUUGUUGAAAGGUAUUGAAAUUUUAGAGCAAGCAAAUUUUAGUUAAUGUAGCAAAAGUCGAAAAUAUCCAUAAAAACUAUUGUUUGCGAUAUAAAUUUAAAAAAAAUGCUGUUUAGAAUGUAGUGGGUGCACUGACAUUUAAAAGUAGCAUUCUUGUACAUAAUUAUCUUUUAUAUAAUUUAGGGAUUGGAACUAUGUAAAACAGUAUUCUUGAAAACAGACAUGCAAUUUGGGUAAAGAGUCUUGAACUGUAUAUUCACUGGUCUCCUCAUGUUCAUAAUGCUAUCACUGUAUAAUAUCAUAAAACUUUUUAUAUGGUUACUAGAAAUUAUUCUUAGUUACGUGUCUAGUCCAUCGUGACUGGUUCUCCAAAGGCAACUGCAGUUGCUUACAUUAAUUUAAACAACUCCUUGUGAUAUAACAAAACUGGUACACGUUUCUUUGAUUUCCACUGUGUAACUCGUGACCCGAUGCUUGUGAAACGUGAUAACUUAUAAGGGUUUAUAAAUACAUAUAAACAUUGUUUGUCUGUGCAAUAUUUUAUGUAUAUAGUUUUUCUAUAAAGUCAGUCUUGCGUAGCCUAUUAACCUACGUUUUCACAACUUCAGGAUUUUAAAUUUAACACCAUGUUAUUUGUAUGGUUUUAUAUGGUAACCUUAGCCAUAUUUUUACUAUGUAAAUUUUAACGAAGGUUACUGUACUAUCGUUUUCUCUGCUAAAAUAAAUUUCUAAUCAAUUUAUAAUGAAAAGAAAAUAUAUAGUCUAUAUUUAAAAGAUAGGUUACCCGUGGAAAAGCCAGGAAAAUGGUGGCAUAAGUACUGUUCAUGCAUUGUUGAUAUUGGACUUUGCAAUUUAAUUAAAAUAAUUCUGUGUUGUGGUGUAUCUGAGUUUUGGCGGGUUUUUUUUUUCUCCUUCAGGAGAGGAAACGUCAGUUUUAAUCUAAAAUAUAUACAACACAGAAAAUAGUAAUUUGAGUUUUUGAGAUGGCUAAAUGUAUUUAGUGGUCUAGUUUUGUAAAUAGGAUUCGCACGAAACCGGAUAGUAAAUAAAUUUUCUUUGAUUUUAAUAUAUAAAAAAGCUAGUGUCUUGAUGCAGUGUUGAAGCGUCAAAAUAAAUUACUUCUGUGGAA
Molecule: messenger RNA, 5642 nt
Organism: Cherax quadricarinatus
Lineage: Eukaryota; Metazoa; Arthropoda; Malacostraca; Decapoda; Parastacidae
Gene: Duox
Product: dual oxidase
Biological process (GO): response to oxidative stress
Molecular function (GO): heme binding; calcium ion binding; peroxidase activity
Source: RefSeq, a predicted model, not a curated record